This is a messenger RNA of Canis lupus familiaris (dog), 1613 nucleotides long. It is a transcript of the gene VAX2, whose product is annotated as ventral anterior homeobox 2. The record is from RefSeq and is a predicted model, not a curated record. Lineage: Eukaryota; Metazoa; Chordata; Mammalia; Carnivora; Canidae. Bases 1 to 639 code for a protein of 212 amino acids. The transcript has 2 exons. Gene Ontology annotation, molecular function: DNA-binding transcription factor activity, RNA polymerase II-specific; DNA binding. Gene Ontology annotation, biological process: neuron differentiation; regulation of DNA-templated transcription; brain development.
AUGGCCCCUGCAGAUGCUAAAGGGACCAUCCGGGAAAUUGUCCUGCCUAAGGGCUUGGACCUGGACCGACCCAAGCGGACCCGCACGUCCUUCACAGCUGAGCAGCUAUACCGCCUGGAAAUGGAGUUCCAGCGCUGCCAGUACGUGGUGGGCCGUGAGCGCACUGAGCUGGCCCGCCAGCUGAACCUCUCCGAGACCCAGGUCAAGGUCUGGUUCCAGAAUCGCCGCACCAAGCAGAAGAAAGACCAGAGCAGGGACCUGGAGAAGCGGACGUCCUCCGAGGCCUCCGAGGCCUUUGCCACCUCCAACAUCCUGCGGCUGCUGGAGCAGGGCCGGCUGCUGUCCGUGCCCAGGGCGCCCGGCCUCGUGGCGCUGAGCCCUGGCCCUCUGGGCCUGCCUGCCGGCCACCGGGGCGCCUCGCCGGGAGACCCCAGGAAGUCCUCCCCGUGCCUCAACCCCCUGACCUCGGCCUCCGCGUCCCCGCCGCUGCCACCGCCUCCGCCAACCCUCUGCUUCCCCUCUGCCCCCCUCCUGGACCUCCCUGCCUGCUGUGAACUCGGUUCCUCGGCCUUCGAGCCCUACAGCCGGCUAGAACGGAGAGUGGGCAGCCCUGGUGGUGGCAAAAAAGCCAACGUUUAGGCCUCCACCGCCCCCCGCGACCCCGAGUCCCCGAGCACGGCACUGCCCCUGACUCCCCUGCCCCAUGGACUGCCCCGAGCAGGCACCAGACGGGGGCAGCCGCACACCUGGCCCUGCCCCCCCAGACUGUGGACCAGGAGGCCUGGGUCCCGCGGCUCGUGUGUGUGAGUGCAGUGUGCGUGCGUGUGCCUCUCACUGAAAUAAAGGAAAACAAUGACAAGAAGGGAAACAGAGUCCCCGCAGCACCACCCCUGCCCCUCAGUGCCCCUCUCCUUCUCCUCACUGGGGAGGAAAAUGGGCUGAGCCAGGGGAGCUCAAGGGGAGGGGCAGAGCCAGAGCCCUGUCCACAGUUCGGGGGCGGGGGUACCCCGUGUGGCUGACGGGCACCCCUCUCCGGCUCCCAACUAGAGCCCCCCCUCGGGCACCGCAAAGCCGUGGUGGCAUUGCCAACGCUUUUGUUGGUUAAACAUUGCUCUGUGCCAGCAAGCUCCUCUGAAACGAGGACCCUUGAGAGGUAGGAAUGGGAAAUCCUUGGAGGGGGGACAGCGAAGGUGAGAGCCAGAGCCCGGCGGUCGGUGCAGAGCUCCCCGAGCCUCCGAGCAGGCCGUCACCCUCGCCAGGCCCCGAAGCACUUCUCAAAGGUGUUUUGUUGUUGUUGUUGUUGUUCAAGUAAGACACUUGCAUUUAACUGUUUGCUUUGCGAGGACUGUGGAUCCAGGAGGUUGCAAAGAUGCCUCAGAGAAUUCCUCGUACCCUCCACGCAGUUCCCCCAGGGGCUGCUUUCUCCGUAACCCAGGUUGACGGCAGGACUGGUGCUGCGUGCGUAGCUCCCCGUGAGGUGUGUGGGGCCCCCGCACUGCAGCCGGGGUGCGGCACUGCCAUGAGCGCAGGGCCCCCGCCUUCCCAAACCCCCCACCCACGAGCCAUCUUCCAAACAAUGGGAAUCAUGAGAGAGGGACAAGGGACCAGAAAUG